Brienomyrus brachyistius is the source of this 1692-nucleotide messenger RNA. RefSeq names its product glutathione S-transferase theta 1b (gene gstt1b). Gene Ontology annotation, cellular component: cytoplasm. Lineage: Eukaryota; Metazoa; Chordata; Actinopteri; Osteoglossiformes; Mormyridae. Bases 75 to 800 code for a protein of 241 amino acids. The record is from RefSeq and is a predicted model, not a curated record. Gene Ontology annotation, molecular function: glutathione transferase activity. Gene Ontology annotation, biological process: glutathione metabolic process. The transcript is spliced from 5 exons.
AAGCGCGAGCCGAAGGGGCGCAAGUAGAGAGAAGUGGAAGUUUUUUGCGUGGCGUUUUCUGGACGCGGGUAAAAAUGCCGCUGGAAAUCUACCUGGAUCUGCUCUCCCAGCCAUGCCGCUCUGUCUAUAUUUUUGCGAAGAAGAACAAUAUCCCGUUUGAAUUCAAGAAGAUUCUGCUGUUUAAAGGGGAACAAUAUGGAGAAGAAUUCGGGAAGGUUAACUAUUUCAGGAAAGUGCCCGUCAUUAAAGACGGAGACUUUACUUUGUCAGAAAGCAUUGCCAUCUUAACUUAUCUGGCGGAAAAGUACGGGACCCCAGACCAUUGGUACCCAGCAGACCUGCAGACCCGGGCUCGAGUUGAUGAGUAUCUGUCAUGGCAGCACAGUGGAAUGCGCAAACAUGCCGCCAAGAUCUUAUGGCUUAAGCUGAUGAUUCCCAAGGCAUUUGGAAUAGAUGUUCCUAAGGAAAAGAUGGAUUCUGCAAUGGAGGACCUGGAAGAAACACUCACAGCCUUCGAAGAAAAGUUCCUGCAGGACAAGCCAUUUAUUGCUGGGCAGAAGAUCUCACUGGCAGACUUGGUGGCCAUUGUGGAAAUCAUGCAGCCACUGGGCGCAGGUGUGAACGUGUUCGAGGUCAGACCGAAACUGAGAGCCUGGAAGGACCGAGUUCGGGCAGAGAUCGGGCCGGUUCUGUUCGACGAAGCCCACCAGAUGAUCUUUAACGUAGAGGAGGUGGCAAAGACGAUCGACCCCAGUGCGAAGGAAAUAUUCAAGCCCAAGAUCAUAAAGUUAUUCCUUUGAGUCCUUUGCUAGGUUCUUGUGCAGUCUGCUGUACUGAUCUAUCUCUCACAACCAAAUACCGUUUGUGUUUAUGCAUCAACAUGCAACGGUGCUAAGACUUAUGCCAAAAUUUAAUUUGAUUACUUAAUACUUUGUAUCAGAAUCAGAAUAGAGUUUAUUGCCAAGUAUGUUCACACAUACAAGGAAUUUGCUUUGGUGGUUGGUGCCAGACAUUGGGAGAUAAAGGUGGGUUUAUUUAUAAAUAUAUAUAUAUAUAUAUAUACACACAUGCAUAUAGGGGGAUAUACAGGUACUAAUAUAAAUAGAUAGAAUGUGAAGUAUGAUAUAGCAGUGGAACUGAGAGAAAUCUAUACACAUUUAAGAGAGUGCAAGGUUAUACUAGAAUGAGGAAAUAGUAUUUGAGCGUGAGGUGGUCAUAUAUCUAUCCUGUCUUUCAGUCAUAAAGCUCUGAAAGGUUAGUGAGCUUAGCCUAAGAGAUGCCAUUUUGGAUGGUAAGUUUAGGGGCCUUCGAUGUAACUGUAGUUUUAUCGUCUUUAGCCCUAGAAAUCCAGUUUAGAUUUUUGUUUGAGCGUGCAUCUAUUUCUUUAUAUAUAUAUAUAUAUAUAUAUAUAUAUAUAUAUAUAUAUAUAUAUAUAUAUAUAUAUAUAAAACUUUUUUAAUGAAAGGGUCAAGGACAUAGAACAAGAUGUAAUCAAAGUGUUGGAAAGGAGAGAGAAGAGAAGGAAAGGGAAAGAAACUCAAAAAAGCAAGCAAGCAAAAAAAAUAAAAUAAACAAUAGUACUAUCACAGAACCAUUAAGUGAUAUCAUCCGGUGAAUAUACACUGAAAUACAAAUAAAAGAAUAAAAAAACAAAUGUAAAACAAUAAAAAUAAACAACAAAUACAGAAGAGA